Messenger RNA from Lytechinus pictus (painted urchin), 4142 nucleotides. Its product is annotated as beta-ureidopropionase-like. The transcript has 14 exons. Lineage: Eukaryota; Metazoa; Echinodermata; Echinoidea; Temnopleuroida; Toxopneustidae. The record is from RefSeq and is a predicted model, not a curated record. The coding region runs from base 55 to 1212 and encodes 385 amino acids. Gene Ontology annotation, molecular function: beta-ureidopropionase activity.
AAUUUACUUAGGUAAAGCGCAUGCGCGUGAACAUUUGUUUUUAUUUUGGUAAAGAUGGCAUCUGAGACAGAAAGUUUGGAAAGGAUUUUGGAGGAGCAUCUCCCAGCUGAUAAGAUUCAAACAGUUAAUCGUAUUUUGUAUGGUUCAUCUUGUAGGGUCCUUGCUCUUCCUGCUGAGUGUGGUGCCUUAGGAGAGAAUGGUAACUUUGAGGUCAAAGGUUAUCAGAUAGGUGCAGGUCAGGAGCAGCUGCGUUCUCCUCGUUUAGUCCGUAUCGGCUUGAUACAGAACAAGAUUGUGCUUCCAACCACUGCACCCGUUAAAGAACAGAAAGAUGCCAUUCACAAGCGAAUUGCAGAAAUAGCGGAGGCUGCUGGUAAAGCCGGCGUCAAUGUUCUUUGUAUGCAGGAAACCUUUGGAAUGCCCUUUGCCUUCUGUACUCGAGAGAAGACACCUUGGACGGAGUUUGCUGAGUCAGCUGAAGAUGGCCCUAGUGUGCUGUUAUGCCAAGAGUUUGCCAGGCGGUACAACAUGGUGGUCAUCUGUCCCAUACUGGAGAGAGAUGAUGUUCAUUUUGGAACCAUCCAUAACGCAGCAGUUGUGAUCUCCAAUACUGGGAAGGUACUUGGAAAAAGCAGGAAGAAUCACAUUCCCAGAGUAGGGGAUUUCAAUGAGUCUACCUACUACAUGGAAGGCAACACAGGCCACAGAGUGUUCGAAACCCAGUUUGGUCGUAUUGCCAUCAAUAUCUGCUAUGGUCGUCAUCAUCCACUGAACUGGUUGAUGUAUGGUCUUCAUGGAGCUGAGAUUGUUUUUAAUCCUUCUGCUACUGUAGGAGCACUCAGUGAGCCAAUGUGGGGGAUCGAGGCUAGGAAUGCUGCCAUCGCUCAAACAUAUUUCACAGCAGCUAUCAAUAGAGUGGGAACGGAGAGCUUCCCAAAUGAAUUUACAUCAGGAGAUGGAAAGAAAGCUCAUAAUGACUUUGGACACUUCUAUGGUUCAAGCUAUAUAGCUGCACCAGAUGGAAGUCGAACUCCAGGAUUGUCGAGGACUAGAGAUGGUCUUUUGGUGACUGAAGUAGAUUUGAACCUGAUCAGACAAGUCAGAGAUAAGUGGGCUUUCCAGAUGACAGGUCGAUAUGAGAUGUAUGCUGAAGAACUACCCAAGGUGGUUGCUCCAGACUUCAAACCAAAUAUCAUCAAGGAAACUGAAUGAAAUGAAAUAUUCUGAAAGACCUUGUUACAUUAAUCAUUCCACUUCGAAAAAAGAGUACUCUCUAAAUAGACAAUCUAAAUGGGUUGAUUAAAUGUUCACAAAAGAUUUUUGGUAUUUUGCCAUGAUGGAUACUUUUAAAAUCCAGCAUAAUAUUUUCAAAACAACAUGAGUAUGUAAUAUCAUGUUCAGUUAAGCUUUUUUAUCACUCUUUAUAAUCAUGCAUGAGGCAUGAUUAUUUUCAUGUUUAUAUUGAUUCAAAUUAUAUAGAUUCAUAUCAUUCUUGAAAUAGAAAUCAUACUGCUUGUGUAUUAAACAGUUCAGAUAAAGAAAGAUAAAAGGAAGUACAUGUAUUCAUAAGCAAAGCUCAUAAUGCCUGAUUAUAUUUUUUUCAUUCCAAAUGAAAUGGAUAUUUUUGUGUAGCGAAAAAUGCUGUAAAAUACUGUUGUACAGGCAGUAACAAAUUGUACCCGUUAUCCAUAAGGAUGACCUAAUUAUCAAUGAGGUUGUAUAGAAAUGGCAUAUUACCAUCUCAGAAUAUUCUUAUAUUUUUCUAUCAAUUACAAUGUAUGUUCUUAUGAUGUAUCAUUAAGAAUUAUGUAAAUGAUAUAAAGGAGUGUUGGGCUAUGUAUUUUCUGAACUAUUAUUAUUUUUUUUUUUUUUGGGAACCAUGAAGGUUCACCCUUCACGUUGUGAUUAUAUAUUCCAAUAAACUGUAUUUUUUAAAUUCAGUGUGCAUACUGUGAUUUUUGCUGUGGUCAGCAACUUCUGACACUGUGUUAGGUUGUCAAAAAUACAAUGUAAAAAAAGUUGAUGUAUUUUGAUAUGUUACUAGUAGGUCUAAUAUUUGUUUGUUUCCAUGUUGUGUAUGUAUACACUGUGUAUACACUUUAAAAUUCUGGAAUCACUGCCAGUAGUGCUUGUGCCAUAAUGGAAAUUUAUGGAAAAAAGGUUAAUCAGACAUAUUUACUUGCCUAAUAUAUAUUUACAUGAAGGCCAAUUAAAUGAACAUUUUAAUUUUCUUUUUGAUGGAUUGAAUCAUUAUUUUUACCUUUUGAAAUAGGCUUAUGAAUUAAUGUGUACUUUCUAUAAAGAAAAAGAUGCCAUAGAUAUAUUUUUACCCAUACUGAAUGGUUUGAAUCCAUACCAUUUUUAUUUUGUCUAGCAUUGCAGAUGAAAGAGAUAUUUAUCUUGGAUUUUAUGACAAAAUAUUUCAUCAUAAACUUACUGUCAUCGAAUUAGGAAAGGAAUGGAAAUUUAAAAGGACAUUCUCUGAAAGAUAGCAAAAAUAAAUGAAAGUUGUUAGAUAAACAUUAAAAAUGACCAAAUUCAUUGAACUUCUAGCUCCUGAGCUAUCUCAAUAUUGACAUACCUCAUGAAGCCAAAUUGCAAAGACCUGCAAAUCAAGGAUUUCAAUGAUUGUGGGGUGUGUAAACGAUGAGAAAAUGUUGCAGAACUUCCCUAAUUUUGUUGGUCUUCAGUGAGGAAUGAUAAAUCUGUUUAUACAUGCAUGUGAUCUAGAAAUAAAUCAAGGUCACAGAAUUCUGCGAGUAUGCUUAUCCUUUUUUUUUAAAUAGAAUUAUAAGAAUAUGAUGAUGGAGGUAUGUGAUUGAUAAAACCUGUGUUUGUAUGAUUUUUCACUCUUAUGGUCAUUCCAAUGUAAAGGAGCUUGUCAAAUAUUUUUCAUUUCUUAGCAGUCUCAAGUUUACAUGAUACUUUGUAAUGGUGAAGUGGGUAUUUUAUUUCAUAGAUUGAAAUUAGUUUUACAGACACCAUGUAUUAAUAUUUACAGUAUUGAAUAAAGAAGAUUAUACAUGUUUGUUUUAUUAUAUUUUAAAAAAUAUAUGGUCUUGGUUUGAAAAAAAAAGAGAAAUAUAUACUUGCCUUCCUAUGUGUGCAUUAUUCAUGUGUGUAUGAAAACAAUGUACCUAUGGGUGCUGGAAGGCAUUUAUUUAUCUGCUUUGAUCCAAUGAUGAGAAUAGAUGUCCGAUAUGCUAUCAAUCAAUUUAUGAGAUCUAUUGGUAUACUUAAUUCAGAUUGGAAUGUCAGAUGAUACUCUAACGUAAUACACAUAUUCCCACUUCAAUUUAUCAUUUCUAGUCAAGGCUCCACAACUUUUUCUUGGUGGCCCGAUAGGUUUACCAAAAUCAUCAAUUUCAUAUUCUUGGUGGCCCUAAAACAAUAUAAAACAUUACCGUUUAUCAAAACUUCGGCAGCCCGACUGGGCCACCUAGUGUGGGCUUUUACAGAAUUUUGGUGGCCCAACUCUCACUUUUGGUUGCCCCGGGCCACUGCUGAUGUCGAUCCCUGGUAUUAUAGUAUUAGUGCCAACACAGAGAUUGAUGGAAAAAACGAUGACAUUGAAUUCUUUGAAUUUUUUAUUGGUUGCAAAAACAUCUCCUUACACUUGCCACAAACAAGUUACAUUGAAGAAAAUGUAAAGGAUUAUACAUGAUACAGCAUACAAUUGGGAUAAAAAAAGAUGCUGUGUAAACUACCAAAUUUAUUGUGUUAACUACCAAAUUUAUUCUAGCAUUUCCAGUUCUUUUCUACCCCUUAAAUCAGAACAGUAAUUUGUUCAUAUUUCUAGAAAUACAAAAUUUGAUAUAUAUUUGUGAGAGUUCAACAUGUGCUUCAAUGAAUUGUUGGUUUGGUUACUAAUUAGUGCAUGAUUUAAGCCUGUAUGUAACCCUGUUGAAGCACAGUCUCUUCAGACCACAUGACAUUGGUUCAACUAAUAGAAAUGUAAUUUAAAAGAGGUAUAUAACUUAAUCUGCAUAACCAUACAUGUAACUAUUACCAUCAUUAAUACAUGCUUGUAUGAUUCUCAAUGUUAAUUGGUUUACUGUACUCUCUAUUCACCAACAAAUGCUUCAUAUAAAAUGGAUAAGUAAAUGUCUUUUAUAUUAAGAAUAAAGUAAUACAGCAUGACA